AUGGAGCGGGCGCUGCUGCCCCGCCUGUGCCGGGCCCUGCGGCUGUGCCGGGCCGGGCUGCGGUUCCGCUCCAGCCGCGGGGCUGAGGAAGGGGCGGCCCGAAGCCGCGAUGCCCCCGCAGCCCUCCCGCAGGGCCCGGAGGCCGGGCGGGGGUCGCGGACCGGCCGGGAACUGUGGCAGGCACAGCAGGACUUUCCCCGGGCCGGCAAGGGGAAGGGGCUGCGGCGAAAUGCGGUGACCCUGGAGAGGACUAAAGGCUCGGAGAUCCUGUUCGGGGUGGCCCCGUGCUGGCUGGCGCUGGCCCGGGAGCGGAGGGCUCUGUUCCGGCUGUUCCUGAAGGAGCAGCGCGGCGGCUCCGGGCGGCCCCUGAGGGCCGAGCUGGCGCUGCAGGCCGCGGCCCGCGGGCUGCCGGUGCUGCACGUCCCGGGCCGGGCGCUGGACGCGCUCUGCCGGGGCCGGCCCCACCAGGGGGUGUGUCUGGAGGCAGCCCCGCUGCCCUUCAGGAGCCUGCGGGACGCUGAGGAGCCGCGGCACGGGGAUGGAGAGAGCGGGAGGCCGCUGUGGCUGGUGCUGGAGCACAUCCAGGAUCCCAUGAACAUGGGGGCCCUGCUGCGCGCCGCCUAUUUCCUCGGCGUGGACAGAGUGGUGGCCACCCAGAGCAACAGCUGCCCCUUGACUCCCAUAGUGAGCAAAGCCAGCGCUGGAGCCAUGGAGGUCUUUGAUGUGUACAGCACAGAUGAUCUGCAGGGCUUUUUGAAGGCUAAAAGUGCAGAAGGCUGGGAAGUGGUGGGAACAGUCAGCAGGCCUGAGGAUGUGGAGGACGUUCCUGUCAUCAGCUGCUCGGAAUUCCAGUGGGACAAACCCCUCAUUGUAGUGAUAGGGAGUGAAGGGGAGGGCCUGUCCCUGGAGACUCAGCUGCAGUGCCAGCGGAUGCUGGCCAUCCCCCCCGGCAGGGCGCUGCACCCCGGCAUCGACUCCCUCAAUGUCUCUGUGGCUGCAGGAAUCCUCCUGCACUCCAUCUGCAGCCAGAAACGGAGGCACGGAGGUUGAAAUCCUCUUUAUUUGGUGGAGCAAGCUGCUCAGUGCGGGUAUGGAAAUGCUCUUCCCAGGGUCUCCACCAUACUGGGAGUUCAGGGAGAGCCCCAGUGACCUGAGCUGCGUUUUGGCUGCUGCAGAAGCCUCCAGAUCCCUGCCCUGACACCGAAGGCAGACACCUGAUGGCGUGGGUGCCACCUGUGGGGAGGCAGACGGGUCUGGGAGCAGCACUGAAGUUUAGGCAGGAAACACCCAGGGCUGGCUGCCAGCACUCUGUGCAUCACUUGAACCGUGGGGACACUUUGGGUUGUGGGUGAAGGUGGCACUGUGCCCUUCUUGGGCAGCAGCUGCUGAGUGCCAGCCGUGCUUGGGAACCACUGGAGCUGGCUUUUGUUUGAUUUUAAACCAGGUGUGCAGCUGGAGUGGGGGGAAAAUGCAGCCCGUGGAAAUAAAGCUUUUGUAAAGAUUGCUCGUA
Messenger RNA from Hirundo rustica (Barn swallow), 1510 nucleotides. It is a transcript of the gene MRM1, whose product is annotated as mitochondrial rRNA methyltransferase 1. The coding region runs from base 1 to 1050 and encodes 349 amino acids. Gene Ontology annotation, biological process: rRNA methylation. Lineage: Eukaryota; Metazoa; Chordata; Aves; Passeriformes; Hirundinidae. The transcript is spliced from 5 exons. The record is from RefSeq and is a predicted model, not a curated record. Gene Ontology annotation, molecular function: RNA binding; RNA methyltransferase activity. Gene Ontology annotation, cellular component: mitochondrion.